Messenger RNA from Toxorhynchites rutilus septentrionalis, 1133 nucleotides. RefSeq names its product putative tRNA (cytidine(32)/guanosine(34)-2'-O)-methyltransferase (gene Trm7-32). The record is from RefSeq and is a predicted model, not a curated record. Gene Ontology annotation, cellular component: cytoplasm. NCBI's taxonomy places the organism in Eukaryota, Metazoa, Arthropoda, Insecta, Diptera, Culicidae. Gene Ontology annotation, biological process: tRNA methylation; cytoplasmic translation. The coding region runs from base 92 to 1012 and encodes 306 amino acids. Gene Ontology annotation, molecular function: tRNA methyltransferase activity. The transcript has 3 exons.
ACACUGACAUUGAUGUAGCAAGAUAAUCAAUAAAUGAAACGGAAAUCUAACAUAAACAAGUAGUGUUUCUACCAAAAUUAAAUCUGAUAAUAUGGGCAAAACUAGCAAAGAUAAACGUGACAUUUACUACCGACUAGCUAAAGAGGAAGGGUGGCGUGCUCGCAGUGCUUUUAAAUUGAUUCAUUUGGACGAAGUAUUCAACAUUUUCGAAGGUGUCACGAGAGUUGUGGAUUUAUGCGCUGCUCCCGGAAGUUGGAGCCAGGUUCUUUCGAAGAAGUUGUAUGAAAAGCGUGAUAAAGACGCCAACGAUGUCAAAAUUAUUGCCGUCGAUUUGCAGGCGAUGGCUCCUCUCCCGGGUGUCACUCAGCUGCAAGGCGACAUCACCAAAUUGGAGACCGCAAAUGCGAUUAUUGAGCAUUUCGGUAAUGAUCAGAAGGCACAUCUGGUGAUUUGUGACGGGGCUCCUGAUGUGACCGGAUUGCAUGAUAUUGAUGAGUAUAUACAAUCGCAACUACUGCUGGCGGCUCUCAACAUCACCACGCACGUUCUGUCUGUGGGUGGAACGUUCGUAGCGAAAAUCUUCCGCGGUAAGGACACAGCAUUAUUGUAUUCGCAAUUGCGAAUCUUUUUCGAUAAAGUUUCCAUCGCCAAGCCUGCAAGUUCGAGAAAUUCCAGCAUUGAAGCAUUUGUCGUAUGUCAGAACUAUAAGCCUCCAGAGGGAUAUAUUCCACAAAUGAUAAAUCCAAUGCUGGACGAUGUUCAGAAAAUUGCCGGGGAGACCGAAUCGGAGGUCAACCGUUCUAUCAUUCCGUUCAUCGUAUGCGGUGAUUUGCGAGAAUAUGAUUCGGACAUGUCUUACAGUCUAAACCUGGACCCAGAGAAAGAUUACGAGUAUCGUGACGUUGUGCAGAAGCCACUUGCUCCAGCCUACAGCGAAGUACUUGAACGCAUGAAGACAACAUCGCUGAAGCAUGGAAGCAUCAAAGUUGAAUACGAUAAGAAGAAAGAUUAAGGAGUAUGUACACGACGCGAGCAAUCGUAUAUGAUGUAUUUAAUAAGCUAUAUCAAUGUAUGCCAAUAAAUGGCGCAAUGCAUCAAUUAUAGAAUUAGUUGAUCAGUCGAUCAAUCAUUUA